AUGGAGUCGCUUUCGAGUGAGCGCCCUGCGGUGUCGGUGAGUGGCCCUCUCACGCAUCAUCGUGCCCGCACGGUGCUAUUGGAGCAGUUGCGGGACCUGCACAAGCAGGAACAACAAGGGCAGAAAGAAGGUGGUCACCUCACUUUGUCGACGAGAGCGCCGCACGUAGAGGGGGGUAAUAACGACGAGAGCGGUGAUGAUGAUGAUUCUAAUGAGGCGGCUCCCAUGGCAGUGCGGUUCGUGCGUACAUGUCCUCCACUCACGGACCCCACAUGGGCGAUGGAGGAGUUGCUGCGGAUAGACCCAAAUGUGACACUGUGGACGGGCACUGGUUUGUCCAAGGCCGUGUGGGCGCCUCCCGGAAGUGGUCACUGCCCUUUUGGAACGACGGAGGCGGACUUCAUACGCCAUCGCUAA
This is a messenger RNA of Trypanosoma rangeli, 417 nucleotides long. RefSeq lists its product as uncharacterized. The transcript has a single exon. The record is from RefSeq and is a predicted model, not a curated record. Bases 1 to 417 code for a protein of 138 amino acids. NCBI's taxonomy places the organism in Eukaryota, Euglenozoa, Kinetoplastea, Trypanosomatida, Trypanosomatidae.